GUUGGGCUGGUAGGUGGAGUCGGAACGGGACGCCAAGAACAGGAAGAAGAAACACAAUUCGGGUGGAGUUGGACUUGUGGUUGUUGCCCGUCUCCUCGCGAUUUUUAAAAGGAGACGUAUCCCCUGCCAGAUUCACAUCGCAUCGCAUCGCCACCCACCUUUCACUGCCGGAUUCCGAGCACGCAGCAGCAGCUUGGGUUUUCGCGGAUCUGCGGCUGCGAAUCCCAGUCUCGUAUCAACUCAACCAAGCAGAGGAGAAGCAGGAGGAAGAUGUCCAAGGCGGCGCUCACCCUGGAGGAGGUGUCCAAGCACAACACCAAGGACGACUGCUGGCUCAUCAUCGCUGGCAAGGUAUACGAUGUGACCAAGUUUUUGGAGGAUCACCCUGGAGGUGAUGAUGUUCUGCUGUCCUCGACUGGCAAGGACGCAACCGAUGAUUUUGAGGAUGUCGGGCACAGCACCACUGCCCGUGCGAUGCUGGAUGAGUUCUACGUCGGCGACGUGGACACGACCACGAUACCUGCCCGGACCAAGUACACUCCGCCGAAGCAACCACACUACAACCAAGACAAGACCCCUGAGUUCAUCAUCAAGAUCCUCCAGUUCCUGGUCCCCCUGGCCAUACUUGGCCUAGCUGUAGCCAUUAGGAUGUACACCAAGUCGGAAUCGGCUUAACCGGUGGCAUUGUUCUCGGGGUUAUGAGGUGUUGGAAUAAGUUAGCAGUUUGUCGCGUGGUGUAUCCAUUCGAAUGUAGCGUGUGGUGAGUUGUUUGAAUGUUGCAACGGUUUUGUCGUGAGACUGAAAUUGAUGGGACCAAGUAAGUUUUGUUGUGAAACUGAAAUUGAUGGGACUGAAA
This is a messenger RNA of Hordeum vulgare subsp. vulgare (domesticated barley), 856 nucleotides long. Its product is annotated as cytochrome b5. The transcript has 3 exons. Gene Ontology annotation, molecular function: heme binding. The record is from RefSeq and is a predicted model, not a curated record. Gene Ontology annotation, cellular component: intracellular membrane-bounded organelle; membrane. NCBI's taxonomy places the organism in Eukaryota, Viridiplantae, Streptophyta, Magnoliopsida, Poales, Poaceae. The coding region runs from base 271 to 675 and encodes 134 amino acids.